AUGGUUGGGAUAUGCUUCGAAGAAGUAUUUACAUCCGCGGGAGUCAAUCCACGCUCACAUUGUCUUUCUGCUUGUCGAGAAAGUGAUCAUUUUGUGUUUGCUUCUGGCGGGCAAGUUGUACUGCAGAGCUUUCCAGGAUUAAAUCAGCCUUCCUACGGAAUAAUUCAAGCAGUCUCGGAACGUCACCAUAGGGGACAAAUCACUAUAUUGAAACGGGUCUCCUUUGUAAAGCGGCAGACCGAUCAUGCACAGAAAGGGACCGAUUUGUUUGUGGCUGGAAGCUCUGAUGGAAGGGUGGUGUUGUACGAAGUGAGUACCUCUACUCCUAACAUACGUCAUCUUCUAACCUUAGAUGAUCUGAAAGCCUCUACCGGAGCAUUGUGUGGCACUUUGUGCGGAUCCAAAGGUGUAUUUGCUGCAUCAUGGGCGAGUGAUGCCUCUUCUGGGGUGCGUAUAUGGUGGCUAGAAGGGUCAGGCGCUCAAUAUUUGGUCUCUCACUCCUGUGAUAUUACCACACUUGAGAAUAUGUUCGUAUUAGCAGCAGAUGUUCAGAAUCUGUCAAAUGAUCGUAAACUAUUGGCUUUUGGCACCACCAAGAGAACUAUUGAACUCUACUAUGAAGCUCCAGGAGGCAAGACAGUUAAGCCAGCACUUUCGAUCAUUGGCCACGAAGACUGGAUUCACUCUGUAGCAUUUAACCAGUCUUCACCUAUUUUACUGGCUACCGCUGGCCAAGAUACUCAAGUGAAAUUAUGGCGUAUUGAAGAAGAAGUCGACGACAGCGACUCAUCUAAAAUAAGUGUUUCCAAGAAUUGUUUCACAAUCGAGGCUGCAAAUGCUGCAGAACAUCCUUUGUCUUUGUCGGUUGGAGUGGAAUCAGUAUUGUGUGGUCACGACGACUGGGUGCAAUCGGCAGAGUGGGAUCUCGAUGGCAGCGUUCUUGUUACAUCCUCUAGUGACAAAACUAUAAUCAUUUGGAAGGAGAUCUCGAAUGGAGAACUAUGGAGCGAUACAGUGAGAUUGGGAAUCGUUGGUGGACAGGCAGCUGGAUUCUACUGUGCAGUUUUCUCCAAAGACGCUAAACAGAUUGUUGCUUCUUCCUACUUUGGAGGGUUGUAUGCUUGGACCGCACCCAGAAUUGAGGAGGAUUCAUGGAGUGCAGCAGCUGUUUGUAGCGGUCAUGUGGGUGCAGUGCGUGAUAUAGCCUGGCAUCCUGAAGGAAAGUUCAUCGUUUCCGUCGGUGAGGACAGGACUACUAGAGUUUAUUUAUCACCAAAAAACGAAAACAGCUUUGUUGAAGUAGGCCGCCCUCAGAUCCACGGCCACAGCAUGCAAAGCGUGACUAUGGUUUCGAGAGCAGUGCUAGUUACCGGGGCUGAGGAAAAGAUAUUUCGUGUCUUUGCAGCUCCUCAAACGUUUGUGCAGAGUGUUUGUAACAUAGGAGGUUUGGAUCUCAAAGAGGUAUUUCAAGAUUAUGUGCCUGUAUUCUACGGGGCGAGAGUGCCGGCUCUGGGACUGUCCAACAAAGCAGUGGAAAAAUGCGAAGAAGUUUUGUCCACGACAAACGGCGAUACUCACUGGGAAGAAGAAUCGUUCCAGGCAUCUCCCAUAGAACUUUUCGCUGCUCCAACAGAAGAUUGUUUGCAACAGAAUACGUUGUGGCCUGAAGUCCACAAAUUAUACGGUCAUGGUUAUGAAGUGUAUGGGAUUGCUGUUAAUCCCGCUGGCUCGGUACUUGCAACGUCAUGCAAGGCCAGUCAACCUGAAGACGCCGUUAUUAUUAUGUGGGACACGUCGGACUGGGUGAAAAAGUCUGAAAUCAUAGGGCAUCAACUUACGGUUACACAACUUGAAUGGAGCCCAGAUGGCAAACUUCUGUUAAGUGUAAGCAGGGAUCGAAAAGCAAUCCUAUAUCGUGAAAGGGACGAAAACAUUAAUGGCUUCUCCUACGAAAAGUUCUGGUCUUCUGGAAAAGAACAUUGCAGGAUAAUUUGGUCAUGUAACUGGUUCUCUGACUCUAAGCAUUUUGUGACUGCUUCCAGGGAUAUGCAGGUCAUCCUCUGGGAAUGCAAUUCGUCUGGUGCAGUGUGUCUGAGCACCUUCAAGUGCCCACAACCUGCGACUAGUGUAGCUGUCGACUGCGGAAACGAAAUGAGUAGCUCCUUUAUUGCUGUUGGACUUCAAGACGGUUCUAUCCUACUUCUGAACAUCAAUGAAGAACGACUCGUCAUUGUUCACAAAUUCUUUGUGCCACCGGUUCCUGCGAAUGAAGCAGUUUUACGGUUAAGAUUCAAUCCUGCGGAUCGAAACCUGCUUGCUGUAGCUAGGAAUGACGGAAAACUCCAAAUAUUAAAGUUAAAAAGUGUGAUCUCACGGUGA
Necator americanus (New World hookworm) is the source of this 2379-nucleotide messenger RNA. RefSeq lists its product as uncharacterized. Gene Ontology annotation, cellular component: elongator holoenzyme complex. The record is from RefSeq and is a predicted model, not a curated record. The transcript is spliced from 21 exons. Gene Ontology annotation, molecular function: protein binding. Lineage: Eukaryota; Metazoa; Nematoda; Chromadorea; Rhabditida; Ancylostomatidae. The coding region runs from base 1 to 2379 and encodes 792 amino acids. Gene Ontology annotation, biological process: tRNA wobble uridine modification.